Messenger RNA from Staurois parvus, 2145 nucleotides. NCBI's taxonomy places the organism in Eukaryota, Metazoa, Chordata, Amphibia, Anura, Ranidae. The record is from the annotation of a GenBank genome assembly.
CAGCUCCCGAGCAGCCCGUCAAGAGAGAGGAAAUGGCCGCCAUGGAGGUGGACGGGCAGAGCGAGUAUCUGCAGCACGGCAACAGCAGCGAUGACAGCGAGCAAGGCGGUGGUGGCGGCCAGACAGAGGAUUUGUCAUCUGUGCAGUUAUCAGGGGGGUCCAAACAGAUGGGAAGUUUUGACUCCAGCCCAAGCUGCUUUAAAAGAUGAAGCUGGAAAUAUUGUUCAGCUCCCAAGUGGUGCUACAGUAACUUCAAGUGGACAGUAUGUGUUACCAAUUCAGACUCUUCAAAAUCAGCAUCUGUUUUCUGUAGCACAAGGCUCAGACACAGCUAAUGGAACUCUGUCUAAUGUUCAAUAUCAAGUCAUACCACAGAUUCAGACAUCUGAUGGUCAGCAAGUUCAACUUGGCUUUGCCACGUCUUCUGAUAAUGGUGGGUUAGACCAAGAAUCUGGUCAGAUCCAGAUUAUUCCUGGAAACCAUUCUGCUAGCCUUUUGUCAUCAAGUCCAAAUAUACUAACACAAGCUGGUCAACUUCAACAGAUUCAAGGAGUUACAUAUGGAGGCCAAACACAAGUUGUUGCUAAUGUCCCACUUGGCUUGCCUGGUAACAUCACCUUUGUCCCUAUUAACAGUGUUGACCUAGAUUCAUUGGGUCUGUCUGGUGGCUCUGAAGCCAUGACUGGCAUUACAGCUGAUGGACACUUGAUAAGUGCAGGGCAAGCCAUAGACAGCUCUGAUGCAUCUGAAAGGACUGCAGAGCAAGAGCAUGUUUCUCCUGAUGCUGGUGAUACAAACUCUGAAACAGAUUUGUUUGUGCCAACUUCUUCAUCUCAGCUUCCUGUUACUAUAGACAGUACAGGAAUGCUCCAGCAGAGUGCGAAUAGUUUGGCUGGCAGUCCAUCUGGGCAUGUGCAAACAUCUGAUCUUCAGGGAAACUACAUUCAGAGUUCUAUUUCCGAAGACUCGCAUAAUAUUCAGGGCUCCACGUCGCAACAAAUGGUACAGCAUAUCCAACUUCAAGAUAGCCAGCAGCCGACCAGUGAAGCCCAGCUUGUGCAAAGUAUAGCACAACAGGCAAUACAAGCAGUUCAGGCUGGGGGUCAAGCCAUAUCAUCACAAGCUCUGCAAAACCUUCAGUUGCAGCUUAACCCUGGAACUUUCCUUAUUCAAGCCCAAACAGUGACUCCUUCUGGUCAGAUUGCCUGGCAGACAUUUCAAGUUCAAGGAGUUCAGAACUUGCAAAACUUACAGAUUCAGAAUUCGUCUCCUCAACAAAUAACUUUGACGCCUGUGCAGACACUUACACUUGGCCAAGUUGCUGGUGGAGGUACUCCAGUUAGUUUAAGUACUGGGCAGUUGCCAAACCUGCAGACUGUUACAGUAAACUCUGUUGACGCUGUAGGUAUUCAUUUGCAGCACGGGGAUCACUCUGACAGCCCAACAGCUAUACGGAUUAAAGAGGAAGAGCCAGAUCCAGAGGAAUGGCAGCUUACUGGUGAUUCUACAGUUAACACCAAUGAUUUAACCCAUCUGAGAGUACAAGUUGUUGAUGAUGAGCUUGACCAAUCAAAUCAAGAGGGGAAAAGGCUAAGAAGAGUAGCAUGCACUUGUCCUAACUGCAAAGAUGGAGCUGGAAGGGGUACAAACCUUGGGAAGAAAAAACAACACAUCUGUCACAUCCCAGGAUGCGCUAAAGUGUAUGGCAAGACCUCACACCUAAGAGCUCACCUUCGUUGGCAUUCGGGAGAGCGCCCUUUUGUCUGUACCUGGAUGUUUUGUGGUAAAAGGUUUACCCGAAGUGAUGAGCUGCAGCGACACAGAAGAACACAUACUGGUGAAAAGAAGUUUGUGUGUCCAGAGUGUUCCAAACGAUUUAUGCGAAGUGACCACCUUGCCAAACACAUUAAAACCCAUCAGAAUAAGAAAGGCAUGCAUGCCAGUAGUGCUGUACUGGCAUCCAUAGAAGCAAAGCCUGAUGAAACAUUGAUAACUGCCGAAGGUACAACCCUUAUCCUUGCAAACAUUCAGCAGGGAGCUGUAUCCGGCAUUGGGACUGUAAAUACCAGCAACCAAGAUCUUCUCUCCAAUUCUGAGAUUCCCUUACAACUUGUCACAGUUUCUGGAAAUGAGACAAUUGAGUAA